GCCAUCAUCAUCAUCAUGAUGUGCGGAGGACUUGGAGGAGGCAAGCCUGCCGACGAAGAGACUCAGAGCAUCUGCGACAAAGUGAAGCCUCACGUUGAGCAGAAAGCUGGCAAGUCUUAUGAUGUCUUCACUGCCAAGACUUACAAAGCACAGGUGGUAGCUGGGACUAACUACUUCAUCAAGGUGCACGUGGGGGGAGAGGAUCACGUUCACAUUCGCGUCUUCAAAAAGCUGCCGUGCAAUGAAGGAAAAGAUCUGGAGCUGAGCAGCAUCCAGGAGUCUAAGAGCCACUGCGACCCCAUCGAGUACUUCUGAGAGAGAAAGCGUCUGAAUGAUUGUUUUUCAGGAACCAUCGUUAAAAGCACACUGCUGUGUAUGUUCAUGGCGACAGGGAACAUCAACAGUGUAGUACCAGAUGAAUUAUACAUAUAACAAUUGGGACUUCAUUUUCAUUCAUUCAUUCUCAAUCGUCACGAGGGUUAUGGGGACUCUCUUUUCUCUUUGUUUGAUCUUUAGUGGAAUGAAAUCAAAGAUUCUUCUAAAAAAGUGAAAUUAUGUUGGGUUGAUAGGAAAUUCUUUUAUAAUAUCUAGCCAGUAGUGAAGGGGUGUCCCAUGUAUGGUCGGGGGGCGACUUCAUUAUUGGCCCCUGGUAUAAUUUCAAAGAAAAAUGGAGAGCAAAAAGGUGUAAAGUAAGGAGAAAAAGAUGAAAUGAUCCUGAUUCUACAAAGCUGAUGAGCAGGCUGUUUUUCCCCUUUAAAUAUGUAACAUGUUAGCAUUGGAAUGCUUUUAGCCUUUUGUUUUCGUCAAUAAAAUUCCUAGAUUCAAAAUGUGA
Molecule: messenger RNA, 832 nt
Organism: Dunckerocampus dactyliophorus (ringed pipefish)
Lineage: Eukaryota; Metazoa; Chordata; Actinopteri; Syngnathiformes; Syngnathidae
Product: cystatin-B-like
Cellular component (GO): cytosol
Molecular function (GO): cysteine-type endopeptidase inhibitor activity
Source: RefSeq, a predicted model, not a curated record